GCGUAUGAUGGGAUACAAUGAUGGAAUUAUGCAGCCUGGAAGUAGAAUGACUCAAGGGAGUAAUUUAUAUAAGUGCAAAACCGGGAGUUGUUGGGUUAUGGCUCGUAAUUUUUUUAGUUAUUACCCCCCUUAUUAAUGACUUUUAUUUAUAAUGUCUCUUAUCUGUAGAAUCAUUUAAAAAGAAAUACUGCCGGGGACACUUCUCUCAUCAAUUCUACAUUAUUAGAGACCUGAAUGCAUUAAAAACGUCUCUGUACUGUUUCAACCCAAAAUAUGCCAAAAAUAAAGGAUAUUCAAAUUCAGAUUUCAAAGAAAUGGUGGAACGUAUGGAGGAACAGUACAAAUCAUUUUGUAACCACUUCAAAAAUCAAACCGAUAUGAAGAUUCAGAAAGACUAUUUUUGGGAAGUGCAAACUGAUGAUGUUUUGAAAGGACAAGGAAGUGCUCAUAAGACGGUGGCGAUCAGUAUGAUGAUCAUGUUGCAAAAUUCUGUAUGCAGUGAUAAAGAUAAGGUCAAUCUUAUCAAUCAGCAGAUAGUGUUCGUGAAAGCUGUCAACGUUUAUGAGAACGGAUUCUUCCCAAAACUUAUGGACAUCUUAGAAGCCAACAAGUUCAGAUUCCGUCUUACCUCUGAAAAUAAAUCAACUACUGUGGUUGCUGAAUCUCUCCUCCCAAAAGAAUCCUUCAAGAACCUCCCUCUUGUUUAUCAGGGAAAAGAUGAAGACGGGAGGAUUUAUAUUGGUGAAAAGUGGGGAAAUGCGAACAUCAGAGCUUCUGAGGGAUCUACUUCACAUGACAUACUGAAGAAAACUGCUUUAUCUGAGUUCCCAAAAGAAAAUAGAACCCGACUCUACCAAUUCCAGCACCCAGAGAUUGACAAGGUGAAGAUGGUAAAGAGGGACAGCUCAAAGACACCAGCACAAAAAAUCAUUUUUGAUAAGAUGAAGGAAGAAGCCAGCAAGAUGGAAAGCCUUGGUCAAAUGGCUUGCCUUAUUGGGAAGAUGUUGGGCGCGCAGAUAAAUGGUCAUCCAAUUAAACUGCUAAAUCAAAAAUUUUCUCAUUUUGAUGAUGGUUUCAAGAAGAAAGAAUUUGAAGAUUUCUUUGGAUAUUUCUUUGGUUGUGGAGUAGAGGUUGAUAUUCCUGUGUUCGUUAAAGAUAAAAGUGGAAAAGUUGUGUGGAAUUGUUAGAUUGAGUGUCUUUUGUUUAAAUUUUCAGUACAGUUUCGAUUUUUUUGGUUUUAAUCAUAUCAAUCCAACAUAUUUGUUUUUAGAACUUACAUCAAUAUGCUGAUUAUUAAACCACUACUCAUUUUGAGUGAUAUUAAUUAAAAU
This is a messenger RNA of Folsomia candida, 1331 nucleotides long. RefSeq lists its product as uncharacterized. NCBI's taxonomy places the organism in Eukaryota, Metazoa, Arthropoda, Collembola, Entomobryomorpha, Isotomidae. The coding region runs from base 315 to 1187 and encodes 290 amino acids. The transcript has 2 exons. The record is from RefSeq and is a predicted model, not a curated record.